Molecule: messenger RNA, 2642 nt
Organism: Branchiostoma belcheri (Belcher's lancelet)
Lineage: Eukaryota; Metazoa; Chordata; Leptocardii; Amphioxiformes; Branchiostomatidae
Product: propionyl-CoA carboxylase alpha chain, mitochondrial-like
Exons: 26
Coding region: 96-2213 (705 amino acids)
Cellular component (GO): mitochondrion
Molecular function (GO): propionyl-CoA carboxylase activity; ATP binding; metal ion binding
Source: RefSeq, a predicted model, not a curated record
AUUUAUGAUAGCCGUAUCAAAAUGUUCAACUUUGAACUUUCACCGAUAGCCUGUUGGGGUCAGUGCCAGGUCACGAGUUCGUGUGAAGAGCGAUCAUGGCGAGUUACCGGUUCAAUCUGGUCAAGCGUGUUCCACAGUUCAGUUCCUCGCUGUAUAAGAUAGCCAGACGAUGGUGUUCCAUCUACACUACACGGGUGGACCCAACCGAACCUACAUUUGACAAAAUUCUCAUUGCCAACAGAGGAGAGAUAGCCUGCAGGGUGAUGCAGACAUGUAAGCGGAUGGGAAUCAAAACAGUCGCCAUCUUUAGUGAGGCUGACAGACAUGCACUUCAUGUGCAGAUGGCAGAUGAAGCCAUGUGUGUGGGCCCUCCUCCCUCCAGUCAGAGCUACCUGGUCAUGGACCGCAUCAUGGACGUCAUACGGAAAACUGGCGCUCAGGCUGUCCAUCCUGGCUACGGCUUCCUGUCAGAGAACAAAGAGUUUGCCAAACAACUAGCAGAUGAGGGUGUGGUUUUUAUUGGCCCUCCCUCCGGUGCCAUCCAAGCCAUGGGAGACAAGAUCGAGAGUAAACUCCUGGCUAAGGAUGCCAAGGUCAACAUCAUCCCAGGCUUCGACGGUGUGGUCAAGGAUGCUGAUGAGGCUGUAAAAAUUUCCAAUGAAAUAGGUUAUCCUGUGAUGAUAAAGGCAUCAGCCGGAGGUGGAGGAAAAGGCAUGAGGAUUGCAUGGAAUGACAAGGAGGCAAGAGAUGGUUUCAGACUUUCUUCUCAAGAAGCUGCGUCUAGUUUUGGUGAUGACCGUUUGUUGAUCGAGAAGUUCAUCGACAACCCCAGACACAUAGAAGUGCAGGUUCUGGCAGACAGCCAUGGCAAUGCCUUGUACCUCAACGAGCGAGAGUGUUCCAUCCAGAGAAGGAACCAGAAAGUGGUGGAAGAGGCUCCAAGUAUAUUCCUGGACCCAGACACAAGAAGAGCCAUGGGAGAACAGGCUGUGGCACUCGCCAGGGCUGUAGAAUACACAUCUGCUGGUACUGUUGAGUUUCUUGUGGAUUCUCAGAAAAACUUCUACUUCCUCGAGAUGAACACAAGAUUACAGGUGGAACAUCCAAUUACAGAGUGCAUCACUGGCAUUGACAUUGUACAGCAAAUGAUCAGGGUUGCAAAAGGACAUGAACUGACCAUCAAACAGAGUGACAUCCCCAUACGUGGCUGGGCUGUGGAGUGUCGAGUGUACGCUGAGGAUCCCUACAAAAGUUUUGGUCUGCCAUCAAUAGGCUGGUUGAACAGGUACCAGGAGCCGACACAUCUGCCAAAGGUGCGGUGUGACAGUGGUAUCCAGGAGGGAAGUGAAAUCAGCAUGUACUAUGACCCCAUGAUCUCCAAGUUGGUGACAUAUGGAGACAAUAGAGAGGAGGCCCUACAGAACAUGUGCAGGGCUUUGGACAACUAUGUCAUCAGAGGAGUGACCCACAACAUCCCCCUGCUGCAGGAGAUCAUCGCCCACCCCCGCUUCGUGUCAGGUGACAUCAACACCAAGUUCCUGUAUGAGGAGUACCCUGAUGGUUUCCAAGGUUGGCAGUUGUCUGACACAGAACAGAGGGAAGUGGCUGCCAUGGCAGCCUGUAUCCACCUACGGGACCAGGUCAGGGCAGGGGCCUUCAAAAAUGAGAACAGAAUGCCCCUGCAGCCAGUGAAGCCCGGUGCCUGGGACAUCACAGUUAUUGUACAGGGACAGGAGAUGCCUGCAACUGUCACAGAAAACCACGACAACUUCACUGUUGUAAUAGAAGGACAGACCCUGACAGUGAGUAAAGACUGGUCCAUAGCAGCAGCUGUCAUUGAUGCAACAAUUAACGGCCAACAGAACACGUUUCAGUGCAUCUCCAGGAAAGGUGACAACAUCAGGCUUCAGUUCAAGGGCACUGUGUUCAAAGUCGAGGUCCUGCCAAAGAAAGCCACAGACUACAUACACUUGAUGCCAGAAAAACCAAAGGUUGAGGCGAGUGGUGAGGUGCGUUCUCCCAUGGCCGGUAGCCUGGUGUCCAUAUCUGUACAGCCUGGACAGGAUGUUGCUAUUGGACAGGAGGUCUGUGUGAUUGAAGCUAUGAAGAUGCAAAACAGCCUUACAGCUGACAAGAGUGGCAAGGUGAAGGCGGUACACUUUGAAACCGGGAGCAACGUUUCAGAAGACGACUUGAUAUUAGAACUAGAGUAACUCAGGACUGUCCUUACAUGUCAUGCCUCUUUAGUCUUGCCCAAAUAGUCAGAAAAUAAAAGUUGCCCUUGCAGGGGUGUCUCUGUACUCUGUAUUACAGCCUUUGGUAUGAAUUUAUCAGUAUUUAGGCACCUUAUAAUGUUUAGGGGGAGUCCGUAGUAAAGGACUAAAGUUGCUAUUUUUUCAAGAAAGUUGAAUGAACAGUCCUCCAAGACAGAACAGAAAAAUGAGCCAGUGAAAACUAAAAAAAAAGUCUGUUGGGCCAAACAAUUUGAUGAAAAUACAGGUGGAACAAAUUGUUGCCAAAGAAAAUGGCCAAAGAAAAUGUUUAGCAGGGGAAAAUGAAUUAGCUUCUCAUUUCAAAUACUCUGUUUCAUAGUCAGUUAAGGUAAUACACGGGUGAAGGUAAUACAUCUGUUCUAUGCUUAU